UGAUACUGAACUUUCUGCAGAAACAGAAAGGGAUCAGCCGUUCCAGCCCAAUUAUCAACCGAACUGCCCAAGUAUGACACGGCCGAAUGAGAGUCAAAUAAAUACUGUAGAGAACAUCAUUAAAGAUAGUUCGUCUGACGAUAAGGCAAUCGAAAUUAAUACCCGUGGUACGCAAACUACGGGUACGAAACCAGAAGUUGUUAUGAAUAAGAGGAAAAGAAAAAUCGAAAAAUCCAAGUUUGAAAAAAGAAAAAAGUAUGGUGUUGAAUUUCAAAGUGAGGUUCGACUUGACAGCAGAACUCGAUCAAGCUCAGAAUCUUCAUUUUCAGACAAUACCGACGCAAACUAAAUUAAAUUAAUAUCUCUAAUGUUCGUUCGUAAAAAAAAAAAAAAAUUAUAUUUCAUACAUAUUUAUUUUGAUAUCGUUUAGUUUAGACAGUAGUUGGAUUUAUAAUUGUUUACAUAAAUUCAUAAACUGUAUAGUUACCUA
Messenger RNA from Cinara cedri, 490 nucleotides. Lineage: Eukaryota; Metazoa; Arthropoda; Insecta; Hemiptera; Aphididae. The record is from the annotation of a GenBank genome assembly.